AUGGAAAAUGGACAUAUUACAAUUUCCGAUCAAAAGACGAACGUCAAGCUUAAAGUGUAUAAAAGACGAUGGUACGUGUUGCUUUUGUUUUCAUUGUUUGCUUUCACACAAGGUGGUUUAUGGAAUACUUGGGGUCCAAUUGCAGACUCGAGUGAAGAUGCAUUUUCACUUAAAGAUGCCGAUAUUGCACUUUUGGCCAACUGGGGACCGAUUUCGUACAUUGUCGGUGCAUUUGCGUCGGCCUGGAUGGUGGACAAUAAAGGUCUACGGUUUAGCUGUCUGCUUUGUUCAUUUCUGAUUGUUAUAGGGACUGGAAUACGAUGCAUUACAAGGGAAAUUGAAUAUGUCAAAUGGACCAUUAAUAUAGGACAAUCUUUAAAUGGACUAGCUGGACCGAUUGCCAUGGGUGGACCACCUCUUGUUUCUGCAACAUGGUUUCCAUUGCACGAGAGGACAACUGCUACAAGUCUUGGAUUCUGUAUGAACCUUAUAGGAAUUGCAGUAUCAUUUUUGUUAGGUCCAUAUGUUGUCUCAAACACGUCGUUUAAGGAGACAGCAAACAGAUCAAAACCGUUUUGGUUGAUAUCGUUGAUCUAUAGUAUUUCUUUAGGAGUUUUCAAUGUUUGGCAGGGCGUCCUCGAUGUCAACUUAAAAACACACGGGUUCAGUCAGGAGGAAGCUGGGUGGUUGGGAUUUUCAUCUAUAAUAGCUGGAUGUCUCUCCAGUGUUAUAAUAUCGAGAUUCGCUGAUAUUUUCAACAAACAUUUGCGCAUGUUCUUAAUCUGUAUUUAUAUUGGAAGUUUUAUCGGAUUUUUGUGGUUUACACUUCUAGUCAACGACAUUAUUCCUAAUUCGACAGUAUCCUUGUAUGUUGCCAUAAUUCUUGGAACGAUAUGCUUACAAGCAGCGUCACCAUUAUAUUUUGAAAUGGCCUGUGAAGUGUGUUAUCCAGUGUCAGAAGGUCUAACUAACGUGUUUCUAACAACCAUGUGUAAUGUUGGUAGUUUUAUAUUUUUGCUAUUGCAAAUGAUUCCAAGUAUAGGAACAGAUUGGGAGAAUUGGUGCCUAUUAAGUGUGAUAUGUGUCUGCAUCCCACUAAUGUUCAUGUUCAAGGACAGCUACAACCGAUCCAUUAUUGACGAAAGACCCGAAGAAAACAACUUUACAGAAAGAAAAAAAUAUUAG
Molecule: messenger RNA, 1185 nt
Organism: Mytilus californianus (California mussel)
Lineage: Eukaryota; Metazoa; Mollusca; Bivalvia; Mytilida; Mytilidae
Product: solute carrier family 49 member 4-like
Exons: 9
Coding region: 1-1185 (394 amino acids)
Biological process (GO): transmembrane transport
Cellular component (GO): membrane; intracellular membrane-bounded organelle
Molecular function (GO): transmembrane transporter activity
Source: RefSeq, a predicted model, not a curated record